Pelobates cultripes (western spadefoot toad) is the source of this 4440-nucleotide messenger RNA. NCBI's taxonomy places the organism in Eukaryota, Metazoa, Chordata, Amphibia, Anura, Pelobatidae. The record is from the annotation of a GenBank genome assembly.
GCUGCCUCCAUUUGAUCCAUACAGAGAAUAUCCCUCUUCAUAGGCCGUUGAUACCCCAUCAGGCUCCACUAAAGAGUUUGUUUUAUAUUACUUUGGACUUUGCUUUUUACUAUUUUGGACUUUGUUCAUAUUAGCUGGACUACAGCCAGCUUUGGCGCAACCUUCAUUUGUCUUAGCUUGGUCAUGAGCCCGACUUCUACUCUCUUGUCCCCUGCGCCCCAGUCGAGGCGAACGUGAGCAGUGGAUAGGCGGUAAACCGUUCCCCCGGCUACAUGGACCGCGACGGUCCUCCCAGUCUUCUCUGCCUCGGUGAUGAGCCGGUGUUGCACCAGGGUCAAGGAGGCUCCAGUAUCCCGCAGGCCCUGUAUAGGACGCCCAUUCAACCGGACCAGCUGCCUGUGGUGGUUCCAGUUGUCUGUUGCGACUUGGAUGGGGUCUGAUUUGUGCAGGAUGGCCCAGGCUUCUUCUGAGGUGCUUGGAGGAUACGUGGGGGCGGCCUGGUAACAGUGGGCUGCCGCUCCGGGGCUAACCCACUGGGGGCGGCUCCAGGACUGAGGGUAAUCCCUCCUGAAGUAGCCCGGUUGAUGGUAGUUGUGGCAUGUUGCCCACUUAGGGUGGCCCCCUUGGGGUUGGCCCAAGGGCCAGCUGGUAUCGGGUGGUGUGAAGGUCGCAGGGGGGGGGUCAGUAGUUGGACACAGAUGCUGGACGUGACGGUCGGCCUGCUGGGUGGCCUCGGUAAGGAUUUUGAGCUGCUGUUCUCUUAACCAAGGUGCUCCCAUUUAUGCCUUGCCUCUGCCCACCCUGUAUUUUAUGAUGGCUUCAUAUCCUGCUCUGCUUUAAUAUACAAUCCCAUUUCUUUAAAAUUUUAUCUUAAUUUUUUGUUGGUGAGGCCUCACAAUUCUGUCUUACCUGACACAUUUAUUUCCUUCCUGAAUUGUGAGAGCCCUGACAAGCUCACCCUGCAUGAGUUCUGAUGCCUGUAUUUGUGUUUCUACUUCCCUGCUCUCUUUGUCAUCCAUUACUGUUUUUCUUCCUUAUGUGCUUUGCUAUAUAUCGAACAAAAGCAUAGCAUUUUGGGAGGGUUUACAUCCCAUAUGUUAGAUUUGAGCGAUCUCACAUCACCUAGGAGGAAAUUUUAGUUUUCUGACUAAAAUGAAUGGGCAGUAUCCUUUGGAAUUCACUUAAUUUCUUUAAGGAGGGCUCAAUUUUAGGGCUCAGCGACUGCUGAAUGUUACACGUGUAUCACAUCAACUCCACAUUACACUCACGAUUAAGUUGAUCUAACCAAGAGUAUUUUAAUUAAUACUUCACCAAUUGAAUGUUCAACCCUUGAGGACACAAUGGACAAAUAAAAUUAAAAGUUACCAUGCAAGUAGGCCCAAGAUGAUCUCAGCUCACACCCCUUGGAUGCCCUAGAUAAGUUUUCACCCUAGGUUGGAUUUUCAGCCUAAGGGAUGACACCAGAGGUGCUCCAGGCACAAAAGGGAUUUAUUUCCAGGAUUUAUUGACAACCAUCAAACACCUAUUUUCUGUGGAUUUGGCAGUACUCAAAGAGGAAUUAUAUACCCUUACGGGUUUCAUAAAUUCUACAGAGGAUGAUACAUCUAACCUGAAGAUGACCCAGCAGGCCUUGAACCUGAUCGCCUUGCACAAGCCACAACGGACCCUUUCGUCCAGAAUGGACACCCUGGAGGAUGCUGCAAAACAGCAAAACCUGGAAAUUAAAGAUAAUCCUGAGGAGAUGCAGGCUGCAGGGGAAGUCCAUGAAUCUGUGAGACGUUUAAUACUUGCCCUUCUUUACAAAAAAUUCAAGACCUUGCAACUAGAUUUAAUGUUUCGCAUUGCCGGGUCUUCUACUGUGCUGCCUUGAUGUAUUAAGUAACAUAGUCACCUUCAGCACAAUUACUGAAAAAAAAAGCAGAUAUAUAGCAUGCGAUGAGGAGGAUACUGUGGAGAAGGUGUAUAGUGUGUGAUGGGGAGGAUACAGUGGAGAAGGUGCAUAGUAUGCAAUGAUACUGUGGAGGUGUAUAGUGUGUAAUGGGGAGGAUACAGUUGAGAAGGUGUAUCGUGUGUGAUGAUGAUACUAUGGAGAAGGUGCAAAGUGUGUGAUGAGGGGAAUACUAUGGAGAAGGAGUAUCGUAUGUGAUGAGGGGAAUACCAUGAAGAUGGUGUAUUGUGUGUGAUAAGGGGAAUAACAUGAAUGUGUAUUGUGUGUGAUGAGGGAAUACUGUGGAGAAGGUGUAUAGUGUGUGAUGGGGAGGAUACAGUGGAGAAGGUGCAUAGUAUGCAAUGAUACUGUGGAGGUGUAUAGUGUGUAAUGGGGAGGAUACAGUUUAGAAGGUGUAUCGUGUGUGAUGAUGAUACUGUGGAGAAGGUGCAAAGUGUUUGAUGAGGGGAAUACUAUGGAGAAGGAGUACUGUGUGUGAUGAGGGGAAUACUAUGAAGAAGGUGUAUUGUGUGUGAUGAGGGGUGUGACAAAACCCCUGUUUUAUGGAUAACAGUGCCCUUUUUGUAUGCCGUUUGUGUAUUUAGCCCUAUUUAUUCCCUUUUAUUUAGUUUACCGAACAAACGAACGAACAGCCGGACCACACCCAAGGGGAGUGUGCACCCUGUUAACCUCUUAGAAGCUGUGGUUAACCACAGCUAGUUGACGAACGGCUGGGUGGUCACCGUUCGUAUGAACGAACACGCGGCGGCCAUCUUAAACUGUCGAACGCCCAGCAGUGUUUUGUCGUCGACCGCAUGGAACUGUUUUCGGUCACUUUUACCCACGAACAUCACUGGGACUUCCAAACUUCCAUCCCUGCGUUUCUGUUCAUACGAACACAGCACCGUUCGGUGCAUUAAAAACUCAUGAACUAGACUGACCUUGAUAGCUAACAGCCAGUGAACUAAUUCUGGAAAGAUUUAUGCCGAACAGUCGGUGAAAACCUUCUAACUCCAUGGCGAUUCGACUGUGUUCAUAGGAUCUGAGCGCUUUUCAGAUAUAUUGAGCGCUCAGACCCAAGCUAUCUGGGGAUAUGUCGAAUAUGGGGGUUCAGUUAUGUGAAAUAUGAGUUAUGUAUUUUAAUGUGUUUUGUUACAUUUAUAACUUGGAAAUAUUUUCUCUACCUGGAGAUAAUUAAGUUUACUACUUAACCCAGUUAUCUCCAGGAUAUAGAGGAGGAAUUUUACUGUUUAUGUGGGAGUGUUUUUACAGUGUACUAUAUGUUGAUUGGUUACUGUAAACUGUGUCCCAGUCCUCCACAAGGUCCAUGUGGAAGUAUCCCUUGCUGGCAGACCUGCAUAAAAGGCCAAGCUGUGGCCACCAUUAAACAGAUAGUUUUACCCCUUCAUGAAGUCCUGGCUCAUGUUUGGGGGAUUGGGAGCUAUAAUUCACUACACCUUCUGCUACACUUGGAUUUCGGGAGAUUCUGCACGGAUAUACUCAGCUAGAGUAUAGGGGAUCCGUUGCAAGGGAAAUACUAUGAAGAAGGUGUAUAGUGUGUGAUGAGGGGAAUACUAUGAAGAAUGUGUAUUGUGUGUGAUGAGGGGAAUACCAUGGAGAAGGUGUAUCGUGUGGGUGAUGAGGGGAAUACUAUGGAGAAGGUGUAUCGUGUGGGUGAUGAGGGGAAUACUAUGGAGAAGGUGUAUUGUGUGGGUGAUGAGGGGAAUACUAUGGAGAAGGUGUAUUGUGUGUGAUUAGAGGAAUACUAUGGAGAAGGAGUAUAGUGUGUGGUGAGGGGAAUACCAUGGAGAUGGUGUAUUGUGUGUGAUAUGUAUUGUUUUUAAGGGUCUCCGUCAUUUCUUCUGUAACUUACAAUUCUUACACAUGCAAUUUAAAAUAAACACAUUUAUUGGUCCUAUUAAGUCACAAAGAUAAUUUUUAAAAAAUACUAGUUUUUUAAUGGAACAUAUUGUUUAGAAAUGUUGAUACCUAGUAAUUUAAUGGUAGAAUAUGGAGUGUGCACACUUUAAAAAAAAUAAGAUUGAAAAAUGAAAAAUACAAGUAAAAAAAAAAAUCGCAAUGGAAAAUAAAAUAAAAAUAAAGUCCAACCUUAUUGGUGAGAAGAGAGACUUGAUGCUCUUAAGUUCCGUUGGUCUUGGGUGUUGCUUUGGAUGUAAGGUGUAGAGAGCCCGGUGUGGGUAUUUGUGUAGCUUCUGAGACUGAAACAAUACGAUAUGGACCUAACAUCCACUAAAUCAGCUGGCAUGUGUACAUACAGACAACAGAAGUAUAGAAGAUUAUAGCUCCGUUGGGAGUGGGUAGGGUGAUCCCUGACACCGGGAUCAGACAGUGUACACAGGCCGGUUCGGGAGACUAAUGCUCCCCCUGGUGGGCGUUCGGUAACACGAACAGGCGGCCAUCCAGGGGCAGCACGCGCCGCUCAUUCCCCUGCGGUUUUCACACCUUGUUAGUGAGGUGUGAACAUUCUAAUUGGAGUAUCAGGGUGGUCCAGC